AGAAAUAUAUAUAUUUAUAUUGAUAUUUGAAUACCUGUAAUUGAGUUUGCCAGUCGCAAAAUCAAAUUUCGUGUGUAAACCCAUAGCCCAGAAUUCACCAUUCAAAAUGUCCAUCAUACUCAAUGUUGUCCAGCAAUAUGUGUUGGAGAAGGCCUGCGAUUUGACCUGCGAGGCAGCCUUGACCGUCCUAAGAAUAUGGAGCGGUCCAAAGCUAAAGGAGAAGGCAGAGCAGGAACAGCCUAAACUAGAAAGGGUCCUGACCCCAGAGCCAGAGUCAUUGUCAAUGCCAGUACCUUUGCCUCCGGCCAAGCCCAUUUGCCAGGCUACCAUAUCCCCGGAGAUCCCAACAGCCUUUAAGAAUGUGGGACGCGAUGCUCCACGCUUCAACAGCGGAUCCAUUGAUCCUCCUCAGUGCUCCUGCAUGCGUGUGUGCCGCGACAGCUACUUCUCUUAAACAAGGUUGGCUCUCGUUUUAGUAAAAGUUUUUCGCAAUAUUAAGGUUACCCACGGAACGGAAUCGAAGAAUCAACAGAAUGAAACAAUACGCGCUCAUUAAAUAAAGCUUGGAAUAGUUUAAAAUCAA
Drosophila serrata is the source of this 583-nucleotide messenger RNA. RefSeq lists its product as uncharacterized. The record is from RefSeq and is a predicted model, not a curated record. Lineage: Eukaryota; Metazoa; Arthropoda; Insecta; Diptera; Drosophilidae.